GGUGGAGGAGCUCUAUAGAUGUCACAAGCUUGUGAGGCCACAGACAGCUGAAGGAGCCAAACUCAGUACAUUCAGCUCCUUGGAGAGAAUGGCCAAAGGGAGGCGUUUCAACCCACCUUUGAACAAGGAAGGAAGAUGGUUCACUCACAUUGGUCUGAUGGAGAAGACACCAGAAUCCAUCACCCGUACUUCCCUGAAGGAAAUCCACUGUUCACACUUGUCUGAGCAGAUGGAGAGGAGGCUGCCACCAAUCUACAAAAUCCGAGAGAAGGAAGCAGCAAACAAAAACUUCCCUUUCUCUGUGCAUGACAACCGCCACAGUUUCCAGAACUCUGGAUACUAUUUUGACUCUGGUUUGGGGCGCAAGAAGUUUUCCUCAGAUCAAAAGCAACACAUUUCUAGAAAUUUCAAUCUCUGGGCCUGUGACUACAUCCCGUCCAGCUUUGAUGGUCUUUCAAGUAACCAAACAUCCUACGUACCUAAGAAAGCCGUGGUGAUCUCAACGUUCCGACGCUUUCCGAGAUGCUAUGAUGAGAAGUGGAAUGAGUUGAAGUUUGUUUACAACCAAAGCUGUGGAAAGAUUUUGGGAAAUGAGGCAAAUGGAGAGAUUGCUGUUGACCCAAAGGUUGUCUCUCUACAGGCUUGUGCAGGGUCCCUGAACCUUCCGGAGGCUCUUGAUGAGGUUUCUGAUGUCGUUCCAUCAGGGGUUCAUCAAGACUCUGAUUCAACACCACCCCAUAAUAGCUGAAAUGCUUUUGUGAUUUUAUAAGGUUGAAAAUAUUCAAAUUCUUAAGAAGGUAUGUGAAGCUAUAUGCAUAUGUAAAUAAACUGUUAAGAUUGUCCUGUUAACCUUUGGGGGUGUUUUUAAAACUUUGUACUUCAUAUAUGAUUAGAUUUUCAUUUUGAAAU
Molecule: messenger RNA, 909 nt
Organism: Grammomys surdaster
Lineage: Eukaryota; Metazoa; Chordata; Mammalia; Rodentia; Muridae
Gene: Tex36
Product: testis expressed 36
Exons: 4
Coding region: 89-748 (219 amino acids)
Source: RefSeq, a predicted model, not a curated record